Molecule: messenger RNA, 669 nt
Organism: Protopterus annectens (West African lungfish)
Lineage: Eukaryota; Metazoa; Chordata; Ceratodontiformes; Protopteridae
Gene: LSM5
Product: LSM5 homolog, U6 small nuclear RNA and mRNA degradation associated
Exons: 5
Coding region: 53-328 (91 amino acids)
Biological process (GO): mRNA splicing, via spliceosome
Cellular component (GO): U4/U6 x U5 tri-snRNP complex; U6 snRNP; Lsm1-7-Pat1 complex
Molecular function (GO): RNA binding
Source: RefSeq, a predicted model, not a curated record
UCAAACUUCGAGUGACCUGGAGGAAAAACAAACUAUUACUUCCUAGAGAAAAAUGGCAACGGUAGUCAAUACUAAUCCAUCUCAACUUUUGCCACUCGAACUCGUGGACAAAUGUAUUGGAUCACGCAUUCAUAUCGUGAUGAAGAAUGACAAAGAAAUUGUUGGCACCUUGCUAGGAUUUGAUGAUUUUGUCAACAUGGUCCUUGAAGAUGUCACAGAAUUUGAGACAACUCCUGAAGGAAAAAGAAUAACAAAACUUGACCAAAUUUUACUAAAUGGAAACAACAUAACAAUGCUUAUUCCUGGUGGAGAAGGUCCAGAGAUGUGAACAGAUUUAUUUUCUGAAUUGUAAAUAGUCAUUUGAUCACCGUGGAAUGAAGUUAUUUUUUCCAACUAAAAUCAUAUUAAAGACAAAAGGACAGUUUAAAAAAACACAACUUUCAAUCACUUUCAGUGAAUGCAAUCAAGGUUAUUGUUUAUUGAAGCAAUUUGUUUUAUUUAUUUUUGACGUGGUAAACACCUGCUGUAUUGGUUUUGAAAAUGUCUUAAAAGUUGUAAGCAGGCAUAAAGUAAAAUGCUUGUGGUUUUUCAGUUUAAAAAGGUGGUCAUGUUUUGGUUUAUCUGUUAAAAUUACAUGUUGCUUUAUAUUAAAACAUCAGCUUAUUUUAA